Messenger RNA from Rhodamnia argentea, 827 nucleotides. RefSeq names its product eukaryotic translation initiation factor 1A-like. The transcript is spliced from 2 exons. NCBI's taxonomy places the organism in Eukaryota, Viridiplantae, Streptophyta, Magnoliopsida, Myrtales, Myrtaceae. Gene Ontology annotation, cellular component: cytoplasm. Gene Ontology annotation, molecular function: RNA binding; translation initiation factor activity. The coding region runs from base 163 to 600 and encodes 145 amino acids. Gene Ontology annotation, biological process: translational initiation. The record is from RefSeq and is a predicted model, not a curated record.
GAAAGAAGCAUCUCAUUCACAUCCCUCUUGCAUGGUCUGACUAUAAAUCCUAGGGCUCGGAAGCUCCUCUGCAUACUGCCAACUUCGCAUAAGGUUCCCCGAUCCUCAAUUCACUUGCUGCUCGUAAUCUUCUCUCCAAAGUUUCGAGGGCAAUCUGCGACCAUGCCGAAGAAUAAGGGUAAGGGAGGUAAGAACAGGAAGAGGGGAAAGAACGAGGCGGAUGAUGAGAAGCGUGAGCUGGUUUUCAAGGAAGACGGGCAAGAGUAUGCCCAGGUGCUUCGCAUGCUCGGCAACGGCAGGUGCGAGGCCAUGUGCAUCGACGGGACCAAGCGCCUUUGUCACAUCCGAGGUAAGAUGCACAAGAAGGUGUGGAUUGCGGCCGGCGACAUCAUCCUUGUCGGCCUCCGCGACUACCAGGAUGAUAAGGCUGAUGUCAUCCUCAAGUACAUGCCCGACGAGGCCAGGCUUCUCAAGGCAUAUGGAGAGCUACCCGAGAACACCCGCCUCAAUGAGGGCAUCGCAGGGGGUCUGGAGGAGGACGAAGAAGGCCCCGGCGAUGAUUACAUCGAGUUCGAAGAUGAGGACAUCGAUAAGAUAUAAUCUGUUUUUGAUUGCUGAAGCUGUUUGAGUUAGUUGGUGGCUGUUUCAUACUAUGGAGCUGUCUUUAAUGUAGCGAAUUGGCGUAAGGUAGAUUUCACACUAUAAGUGGAUCACAGAUGUGGGUUGAACACAUGUGUAAUACUGAAAUUAUGCACCAUAUUUGGUAAAUUUUGUUGUUGUGCAAGUGAUUUUACUUUAGGAUUCUAUGCUAAGUACCCUUAUUAAGG